GAUGAAACCUGUCAGCCUCCUGAUGUUAGUAUACUGAAUCUGCCAAGAUGGAAAGAAAACGAGAUGGUUCACAUUCUUCGCUCCAAAGAUUUCAUCGUACAAACAUUGGUGAAUAAAACAAACUGUAAUCGACCACAAAAGCUGUUGUUUGAGUGGCGUUUAUCCAAGUAUAGUGUGGACCAAUCAAAUGACACUAUCAUCGAAACGACAACCACGUUGAACUCAAAAACUACAGAAUGGAACUUGCAAAAGCGACAGCUUGGUUAUGGCCUUUAUUUUGUGGAUUUUAAAGCAGCCCUUGAAAGUAACCCACCGGUUGUAAACAGUACUUUGGGAUUUUUUAACAUCACGAAAUCUCCAAUAAUAGCCGAUAUAUUAGGAGGAAACAAAGUCACUCGGGGAAAGGGAAGUGUCAUCACUUUGGAUGCUUCAGCAUCUAGGGACCCAGACGUGGAGCCUGGUAACUACACCUCCAUGCAGUUCACGUGGCUAUGUAAAAGACGAGAAGAAACUUUUCCCACCGGCCCUCUGGCUUCGGUUCCAGUAAUUACAGCGUCCUCGGGCCCCGGAGGAGGCGGUUGUUUUGGGACGGGUGUUGGAAAACUAGCUUCUAAUUUAACGGUGGUGACGUUAGAAACAUCUCUAAUGACUGUAGAUAGGUCUUAUGACGUCAAACUUGUAGUAACCAAGGAUGACCGAAAGGACGAAUUCGUACAAGAAAUCAAGAUUGUCAGCGGUAACCCGCCGAACGUAAUAAUCAGGUAACUAAUGGUGAUUAAAAGUAAUCAGCCUAAAGGAAAUUUAAAGCACUGAACCAUUGGUCUAUAGAUAACUUGGCUUGAUCAGGCAAUCCGCUGUUAGGGAAAUGUGUCUACGCUCUCUUCCCAAACUCGAGAGAGACAUGUGACUGAAUUACAGGUCGGCAGGAUGAUCAUGGCGACAGCAGCCACUUAAAGGGAUUAGCGCACGAUUGUAUCUGAGCAUCUCUCUCUCCCUCUGUAUAGAGUAGAUAUUAUCAGGUUAGCUGUGCCAUGCUGAUUAGAAGAGACCUUAACAAGACGAAACCGAUAUACACGGCUGCUAACUUAAUGACUUAUUUGACGUAUUUUUUUGACCAAAUGUUAGUGCUCUUGUCGCCUGAGCUUUAACAUAUCGUUCACCUUGUCAUCUGUCAGUGACCUUACUAUAUUAUAGAUCCAUUCACCUCAUCACGCACAGGGUGCUUAAUUGAACUCCUCGUCUUGUUUCAAGGUAAGGAAUUUCAAACUAAGCUUCCGUAUCUUUUCUUUCACUGCAGGUGCCUCAUCAACUGUGAUAAGAUUGCAAGUGAGUCGACGCGAAUCAGUUUGACCACCGAGUGCACUGGGGAUCCUUGUGAAAGAGCAAAAUACCACUGGCAGUUAAACGUUGUUCACUUUAGUGGCGUUGAGGACAAUGACAAGGAACUGAAAGACAAAGCAGAAACUAAUCUAAAUUCCACUGGCAUCAUCAUAAAGAAGAACCAACUAGGAGAGCUACCGCCAGGUCACUUUUAUCGAUUGAAAGUCGAAGUUUCACAACAGGGUGAACCCCCAGGAUAUGCCACUUACCAGUUCAGAAUUAACGCCCCACCUCAACAUGGAUCUUGCAGCGUGACACCAACAAAAGGAGAGGCUUUGAAAACGCAGUUUAAAUUUGAAUGCAGAAAUUGGCAGGUGAGAAUAUUGGAAAUAAAGCGAAAUGAUCAGAACGUCCGAGGAAAAGGAGUCACCUUCCAACAGAAGUAGAUGACAUUUGCCAUCGAGGGCGCAGUUUACGUCUAAUUAAUUAUGUAUGCAAGAAUUUUACCAAUCCAAGUCAAGCUUUGUUUUGCCUAAAUCUUAAAUCUGUUCCAUUUUCAAGGCGAGGAAAGUGAACUUAUUAUUCUUCUUUCUCCAUAUCUUUUUCUGUGUAGGACCGAGAUGAACCAAUUACUUACCAAUUCUAUUACAAAACCGAGAAUGGUGUGUACACAGUAAUUUCAUAUGGCUCAGAAAGUCUUGUCAAGACAGUGCUACCUCCGGGGAAGAUACAUAUUAAAGUAAUGGUGUCUGACCGUUUGUCUGCUACAAAUACUGCUUCUCUUGAAAUAGAGGUAAAUGCUCUAAUAUUUUGGAGAAUUUGUUUUUUGGUACGCCACAGACAACGGAGGACAGUCUAAAACAAAGUCAAGAAUUGCGUAAAUAUAUCUUAAGCUGUACCAUUUUUCACCCAUUGUAGAAAAUGAGAAAUUAGCCUCUGAUUGAUGUUAUCUUUUAACUUUUAUAGUAUCCUGCAAGUGUCUUGAAAUUUUAAUGCGUCAAUGGAAUUAGCGCUUAAAGUUACUAUUACUAUGCGUCAUAAAUUCCUACAAUUUGACCUUCAAAAAAAUUCGAGAAGUAUCCAGCGAUAGUACUAUAAAUUUUCAUUCUUAAUCGUCUUUAACGUCACCCAGGUUAAACCUGCACCCGCUAGUGAGAAUCUCAGCGAACUAACCGUCGGCAAUAGCAGUCUCUUCAACCAACUAGUCCAAGUAGGAGAUGUCCGUGGCGCCACACAACUGGCAAAUGCCGUGCUAGAGAGCGCUGAACAGAGAAAGUCAACUACCAUCCAGGAAAAGAUUGCUGUAGGUGAUAAAUUAACACCCACACAUUUGUUCACCGACAAUUCAUAAAUUGAGAGGAGAAAGGGAUCACCUCCCUUACGGUGUAAUUUAGUAUUAUCAACUGAGUUGAUAACGUAAAUCGGCCACCGUAAAGAGUUCAAAAGCUGAAGUUUUUGCCGUUAGCCUUUCGUCAGAGCGAAGGGCUAACGCUCGAAACGUCAACUUUUAAACCCUUUACGGUGGCCAAUUUACGUUUUCAACUCAGUUGAUAGUACUAAGUUACCCUGUUAUACUCUCCCACCGACGCACCACCGCAGUUUCUUUAGAAACUUACCCUUUUUAUUCAUUUACCUUCCUUACGAACUAGCCUCAUGAGUAAUCAAUCGCAUGGCGACUGUGAAAUACUGAAGGAUAAAAAUAUCUUAUUUAGAGUUCUAAGUUCUUCUUUGCCCCAAAGAUUUGGCUUUCUAUGGUUUAUCGAAGAUUUUCAGAGAUUUUCAUUCUCUCCGAUACGUGUGAUCAAGCAAACAAAAAGAGCCAUCUGACUUAUUCCUACAGAUUAAAGAUUCUGUUGUGAAGACUGUGUCAGAGAUACAAGUUGGCAAUUUACCAUCUUUGAUUCAAGUGACGUCAAUUAUUGCACGAGCAACACUGGAACCCAGCGAGGUGACAUUCGACACUCAGGUAUGAAUCGUUUGCAUGCAGAUGACCACGUGUUCAACACGCGAUAUAUUCUCUGGUACAUGGAUGGAAUAACAUUUUAAUUUAUAAUUCUAAACACGCGAUCCCCUCUAAAUGCUAUUCGUCUACUAACGAUAAAACUUUCAAGGGCAUAAUUCGAAACUUUUGACAAAAAAAUGCAUUUUGUUUUCACCAGAAACUUGCACUGAAAACACUCACCUCUAUGACGUCACUACUUUCAAGUAAGACGACAGAAGAUUAUGCUUCAGAAUAUGUCUUAGUUGACGAAGGAGGAGAGAACCUGGUACUGGGCCUCGGCAAUCUUCUCCAUUCCACUGCCCAGAAGGCUGAUGUUGUCGGUCAAACAAAAGAGCCAACGGACGUACGAUCUAAGGUUAGUUUCGAACUUACCGAAUCUGUAUGCGUUCUAUCCCAGAAAAAUGUGACUGACGACAUGAUAACAAUAACGUUUUCUUGAGAACCUGAUCAGAAGGUCAAAUAUAUCUUUUUGGAACAAGUUAAACCAUGGCACCUGCAAGCAUUUUUUAAAUCUAAUACUGCAGAGUGAAAACAUCUCCAGAGACACGGAGAAACUCAUUGAUGACGUUGCAACAGCUCUGUUGUCAAAGAUGAUAGUGGAUCAAGAACCUCGCCGUAUUAAUACUAAGUCCAUCAACAUGGAACUAAGCCGAAUGAGCUCCAGAUCAAGGGGAACCAGUGCAGACUUCACAGACGAUGAUAGGGCAGGAUUUAAAUUUUCUCUUGCUGCCAUAACUGAUGACAAAGUGACAACUCCUGAAUAUAUAGAUAGCGUGGUAAGCCUGCAUUGGUUUCCUUGAAUGUAGUUAGUCCUGUAUAAGACAAAAAGCGCGGCGUCUCUAGAACUUUAAACUUUACUUUAAUAUUUUCUCUGGGUUUACACAUACUCAGAAUGCUUUCGUAAACGCCAUCUCGCACCAGAACUGCAUAGUGUAAAUGCUGAAUAAUAUGUAUUCACAAUAGUCGUGUCUUUUUACAGUUGACGAUGAGUGCUUUUAAUCCUUUCACUUGGGAUAACAGUUCAGCUGUUGUCAGGGAUUCUCAUGUCCUUAGUUUGAACCUUAAAGAUGACGAAGGAGAACCUUUAAUAGUCAAAGACAGCAGAGAGGAUAUAGAGAUCAAGAUUCCACGGAAAGUGAGAUUUACUCCAGAGGAAAGAGUUUCGUUCUUUGUGAAGCCCAGCAGUGAGGGGAAAAUGCAAUACCAUGAAAUAAACUCACCAGGUGUAAGAGGGAACGCUCUACGGCUGCGAGUAAGUAUUGUUGUCUAACCCGUUUAUUCAGAAUCUUUCAGACACAGGCUCCUUUGUAUCCGUCAAUGAGUGGAACAUGGGCCGGUUGAAUGGUCGGUUACAUGGUUGAUUGGCUGGCUACAGUCCUGGUCUUGCGUGAGCUUUGAACAAAUUGAUGCACAUGACAACUGAACACGCGAAUUAGAAAUUAAUUAAGUGUUAAAAGAUUAAAAAAAACAGCAGGCUCUGAAAUGGGAGAUGAGCCACGGUGGAAAAGUCUGAUAGAACUUUGGAAAAAUUUAUGAAAGAAGAAAUAACACUUAAAACGCAGCAGAGUCUUCUAUCCACAAAAAGCACAAAACUGUUCACAAAUUUUGACUGAUAAUGCAACACCCUAACCAGUGAGUUACGUGUAAGUGAUGACUGGCAUUAAGCUGAUCCAUCGCUUUGAAAUUUCGGUAAGAAUAACACAUAGCAAAAUCAUACUGCCAGGGUAAUCAGUAAUAAAUCCGUUUUCAGAUCACACCAGAAAGACCCACCAUCUUUAAGGUGUUUGUGCGACAAGGUCAGCGGCCAACUGUCACAGAAUACGACCUAACCAAGAGAAUCCCCGAUGAGUCGUGUUCCAUAUCUCCUCAGGCUUCUCAGCGUGGUUGCAGCGAAGAAGCCUACGAUGUUGUCUUGUACCAUGAACUAAUCAGUGAGGCGGGUAAAUACUACAUCGGUAUAUUAUACGAAGGAGGCAGCGUUAGACCUCAGGGACGAAAGAAACGAUCAUGCUUCGGAAGUGGUCGGCAGAAGAGGUCGUGUGUGGAAAUCAAGGAUCCUCCAAGGCCCGAGAACAAGACAAUAAAGCCUGUUUACAACUCAAGAACAGACAUGAAUUACUCGAUGAACAUUUUGGAGGAGAGUUGCGUCUUUUGGGACAGCAGAGAAGAACACUGGUUGUCGACAGGAUGUAGAGUAAGAGUUUUUGAAAAAAAUUCAUCUGCAGACAUUUUUUUUUCCUCUCAUACGACAAUCUUUUUUCCAUUUGGUUGACGUUUGGUAAUCUCUUAGGAAAUUUACGUACCUAAUAACAUUCCGUCGAAGGAGCUAAAUGAACGUCGAGAAGUUUAUUGAUUCGUGUUCUUAACUGAUCAAAUGUCUUUAAAAAUACGUUACCACUUUCGUAGAUUUGAUGAAGUUAUCGUCCUAGCUGUGAAUAGUAAUCUUCUCUACUUGAAUAACGGACAAGAGCAGUUGACUUAAAUCUUUACAGUUUAUUUGUCUUUUAUUGAAGGUAGGACCAAAAUCUGAUUUAGGAUCCUUACACUGCCUGUGUAACCACUUAACGUCAUUUGGAGGAGGUGUCCUGGUGAUGCCUAACACGUUGGAUUUUGAUGUCGUGUUUACAGAACUCGGACGACUCGACCAGACUGGAAACGUUGCUGUCCUUUGUACGAUAAUCAUUGUGCUGCUGUUGUAUUUGCUUGUGGUGAUAUUCGCAAGGAAAGCCGAUAAACGAGAUCAAGCUAAGGUAGCUCCGUGUUCUCCUUGUUUUUGUAAACUGAAUUCAAAGUCUCAAAUAUUAAUUCUCACGAAACAUUUUCUGUGCUAAAUUACGUUUUAAAUAUUUACUCGAUAUGCAAGGGUCAUUUGAUCUAUGGAGUAACACCUAGCAAUAUUAUGACGAUACGCCUCCUCACCUGUAUGAAAUCAUCUUUUCAUACUUCCAACUUACAUUUUGUGCUUUCAUACCGAAAGGCGAAUUUCUCUUUGACUCCCUAAAGUCAUCUUUUUUUUUUAUUAUCAUUAUUUUAUGUUUUUCCACAGAGAGGCCCGGCGCUCCAUUUAACUUUGACCCAGGAGGCUUCCUAUGAGUACGAUUUGACCGUGGUAACGGGAGUCUGGAGAGAGUCUGGGACGGAUGCCAAUGUCGCCAUCGUCAUUCAUGGAAGCGAGGCGGAGAGUCAACCCAUAGUAUUACAAAAGGACAUGAUCAACUCCAGGAAAAUUUUGGCUCGCGGAAACGAAGAUAGAUUUGUUAUUCAUUUACCAAUGUCACUAGGGAUUAUGCAAUACAUCCGCGUUUGGCAUGACAACUCAGGAAAGAGUCCUUCUUGGUAUUUCAGCCAUGCUGUUGUGAAGGACCGCCAAACAGGGAAAAAAUGGACAUUUAUAAGCAACAGUUGGCUGGCUUUGGAAAAAGGAGACGGUAAAAUUGACAGGAUUUUAACACCUCUCUCUAGUCGAGAGAUGAAGACUUUUAAACGCUCUCUCAACUCACGAGGCUCAAAGAGUUUUUCUGAGGGACAUUUGUGGCUCUCUGUUAUAACUAAGCCACCGGGGAACAAAUUCACACGCGUCCAACGAGCUACAUGUUGCUUGUGUCUUCUUCUGUCUGCGAUGCUUGCGAAUGCUCUUUUCUACAGGACUGAAAAGACAGGAGAUCCUACCAUACAGAUUGGUCCAUUGAAGUUCAGCUGGAGGCAGAUUGUGGUGGGCAUUGAGAGUGCUCUGAUAGUUACUCCUGUGAACUUGCUCAUCGCGUCAUUGUUCAAAAAUAGUGCGAAAAAACCUUUAAAUAAAGUUGAUGUGACCAAGCUGGAAGAUGCGCCUGAGCCUGUGCGACGCAACAGUUAUUCUUCCUUAGGCUGCGAAGAGGACACAAGCGGCGUAAAAGCUGCAUCGAAAAGUAAUACUUCCUUCUGGACAAGAACACGAGAACGAAUGUGUGGCAAAACCAAAAAGGACUUCAUUUGUCCUCAUUUCUGUAUCUACAUUGCUUGGUUUCUAAGUCUUGCUACUGUGUCUGUAUCUGCGUGCUUUACUUUUUUCUUCAGCUUAAUGUGGGGAAAAGACAUUGCAAACCAGUGGUUGUCCUCUAUGUUAGUUUCUUUCACUGAGGAUCUGUUCGUUCUUCAACCAACCAAAAUAGUUCUUCUCAUGGUUCUAGCUGCAUGUUUCCUUAGCAACCGUAAUGACGCUGACUUUCGUCAUGUUAAAAACCACGAGACAACUGCACAAUUAUCUUCUUUGGGAACAGAAGUUGCAUGUGACAACCAAGGUAGAACAGUUGAAAUCCCGAAGGAAGCUGCGCUUGAACAAGCCAGAGAAUACAGAGUAAAGGAGGCAAAGAUGUAUUCCUUUGGUAGAGAACUUGUGGUGUAUCUACUGUUCUUACUGCUACUAACAAUCCUUUGUUACGGUAACAGAAGUUACCAUGGAUAUCUCAUGACUAAGAAUCUAAAAGACACCUUCAGCAAUUAUUCAUUGGUAAGUAUUCAACAAAGCUAAAACAAAGAGGAAUUUAACGAACUUUGCUUAGUCCCGAGUCUCUGUGCGGAUUUCUCCUCAGUCCUAUAAAAAAAUUACCUAAAUUAAGCAAAAUUAUGCUAGGACAUCAACAUUUCGAUACGAAGAUCACCGGAGUAAUUCCGGUGCUCCUUUGCAUGAAGUGCUUAAGCAGAGUUUCAAAAUUAAUGAAGUAUAGUAGCCUUUUAUGCCUCGGUUGAUUGCCACGUGUCAGCAAUUGGACACUCGGUUCCCAACAUACUGGAUCUCACAAAUGCAACAAACUGCACCGACGGUCAUUCGAAUAAAGUGAAGAGAAGUAAAUCAUUAUGUGAGCUCUUUUGGUUCUUCUUCAGGCCAAAGAUCCCAGGAUCUUUUGGACUUGGCUGAGUGGUCAGUUUGUGAAUGGCAUUUAUGCUGGUAAGUGGUACAAUGAUGAGAGAGUCAAAGAGCAAGAGUACAUUGGUGACAAGAUGUCCAUUCUCCUGGGAUUGCCUCGUUUAAGGCAGCUGAGAGUACAGAAAGGCAAGUCAGAUAGUCUAAUCAUCUCCAAAACAGCUCUUGUAAGGAUGUAUAUCACAAAUCGCUCUCUCAGUGAAAACAAAUAGAAAUUUGCAUUUGCUGGUUUUUAUUUCGGUUGUAUAUUUUAAAUUAACUAGUACUGUCCAAUAAAGACAAUUUUCUCGAAGAAAACGUUUUAGGAGCCAUCGUUGAACCACAAUCAACGUUGCUAAUUUUUCCUGGUGUUGCUGUUUUAGAUUCUUGCUUGAUCCCGGAGCAGUUACAAGAGGUAGUAAAGCACUGCAAUGGCUUCUACAGCGUCAACGAAGAGGACAGAACUCAUUUUCAUCUACCUGGAUGGAUGCCAUUUACAGGCUCGGUUUCGUGGGCUAACUUUUCAGAUCUUUGCCCGGCCCCAUGGCGUUACGUAAAAAAGGAAAAGAUCCAGAACUCGCCAAGCUGGGGUUUCUUUCACGUUUAUGACGGGGGUGGAUACAUAGCAGAUUUAGGUUAUAGUAAACUCACUGCUGACAGAAUUAUUACUAACUUGAGACAAUACGAUUGGGUCGACCGCCAGACCCGCGCAGUGUUACUUGAAUUCUCCAUUUAUAAUCCAAACACAGGAUACAUCAGCAUAUCGACAUAUCAUUACGAAGUACUCCCCACUGGGUACGGUAAUCCUUUCGCAAAGAUCGACACGCUUCUAUUGACGAGCACGGAAACUGGUUUCCACCGGUUCUACCUGAUUUGUCAGUUACUGUUCAUCCUCAUGGUAAUCUUCUUUGUGCUAAAAGAGGUUUAUAAUAUCUUUAAGCAGAAAUGUUCUUAUUUCCGAAAUGCAUGGAAUUGGGUGCAGAUUUUGCAAAUCAUUUUUUCUUUUCUGGUGGUAGUUUUCUAUGUUUUAAAAUCACAAAUGGUUCUGAAAAGUGUCGUAAAAGUAAAGAAAAACCCUUUUGCUUCUGUAAGUUUCGGGGAGGCCGUUGACUGGAACCACGCAGAGAAUUCCGUUUUAGCUCUGACGGUUUUCACAACAACUGUGAAACUUCUGCGCAUGAUCCGUUUUAAUCCACACGUCAGCAUAAUGAUGUCAUCACUUCGUUUAUCAAGAGGAUUACUCAUGUCAUACUCUGUGAUAUUUGCCAUUAUUAUCUUCUCAUAUGCUCAGUUUGGUAGACUAGCUUUUGGUGAGUACAUGCUGCGUUAUUCAUCGUUUCAAAGAACGGUGUUUUCCGAAUUUGUCAUGUGCCUCGGCGGAAAAAUGGACUUGGAAGAACUGCGACGAGCGAAUCGAGUUCUAGGUCCCCUGUUUGGAUUUUCUUUCCUUACUCUUAUGUCGUUCAUUUUCGUCAACUUUUUUGUUGCCAUUCUAAAUGAUUCUUAUGAGGACAUCAGAGAAAAUACGGACAAACAGUCGAAAGACUUUGAAAUGCACGACUUUAUAUUGGAAAGACUACGUGAACUUUUAGGGUUUAAUAAAGAAACUGAACGAGAAAAUGACAAUGAUAAUAACACUGACCUGCUUGAACAUCCAGUACCUCAGGAAAAUGUCCCACAUGGAAAACUAACAUUAACAUCUGUAGUCGUCUACUCUCAGAGACUUCGUCAUAUGGCAAGACGCAAACAACUGCGAAUUUCCAAAUUAAAAGAAGAGAACCAUACUAAAAGAAGAGCGAACGUGGUUAGAUUUGAGUGCGAGAGACCGACAACAAUGGCUGAUGCAGAGACACGAAAAAGAACAAUUCAGAAACUGAAAUGUGUCACAUCAAGCUUGUUUAUCAUGAAGUCCUUAGCGCAAGAGAGGAUGUUGGGGAGAAUGUCUGAUUUAAUCGAGAAACUUGCAAUGGACGAAGUGCAACGAGAUGAAGAGCUUCUUUUUAUAAUCCGGUUUUUACUUCUAAUGAAUAUGAACUACGACGACUGUUCUAGUAUACGUGGCCCAGAGGAGACUUCUUCAAUCGAUGACAUUGCCAUUUCUUCAUUGACAACACCGUUAUCUUCGCCAAUAUCCGGGAUCGACAAGACAAGAGGUGAACCGGUAGAUACCUCUGACGAUGAAACGUUAGGCCUUCUUCGAAGAAGAGAAUUUUCGCGUCCGUUGCCGUAUCACUUGAGGGGUAUGGAGCUUCGUGAACAACUCCGAUCAACUUUGGCAACUAAAAGAAGUAAAAGGGUCAGGCCGAGGCCGUCGAACUCUUUGAUCUAUAAAUACUACUCGUUCCUUUGA
Molecule: messenger RNA, 10554 nt
Organism: Pocillopora meandrina
Lineage: Eukaryota; Metazoa; Cnidaria; Anthozoa; Scleractinia; Pocilloporidae
Source: the annotation of a GenBank genome assembly